AAAUGUGUAUACUAAUCAUUUAUUUCCAUAUAUACGAUGAUUAAUAUUAUUUCAUUAUAAAUAAAUACAUACAUACAUAUAUAAACACUUUUAAAUGCAUAGCACUUAUUUUAUAACCGCAGCUUAAUAUUUUGUAUAAUUAUUUUAUGGUAAUGAUCUGAUGUGAUACAAUGUGACAGCAACGUCAUGCGAUUAACGUAUGUCAGAUAUCAUACUCACAAUUGCGGUCAAUUAAAUCAUGAUUACUUUAAAAGGAAAGAUUAGAAUUCGCACGUUAUCAGUGACAUGAUGUGAAAAUCUCAGUGAAUCUAUAAACGUCAUAAAAGUAUUUUAUAGUAUUCCGCGAGAUGCUUUGUGCUUCGAAUGAAAGAAACAAGACAAAAAUCAUUUUAAAUAUAUUAAUAUAUUCAAAUACAAUAAAUAUUUUUUUACAAUUUGAAAGUAAUUUAUAAGAAGAACAAUGGUUGAAGACACAAGUGAAAUAAAUAUUGUUACUGAGACUAUUGAAAAAAAUACAAACUAUCUGAAUAAAGCUGAUAAGAGUCAAGCAUCUGGUAACGAUGGACCAAAUUUUUUUCUACCAAUAAAUACACAUAAACAUAAUAUGGAAUAUACUCCUGGUUUAGGAAUUAUACGCUAUAAUCAUGCAAUGCAGAAUUUAAUACCUAUGCGUCCUAAAACAACUGAUAAAGAAGCCAUGCCAGGAGAUACCGCUGGGUUAUUUUCUUAUAUGUUUGUUACAUGGAUGACAAGAUAUUUAUGGAAAGCAUACAAAAAGGGUAUUUUAUUAUCAGAUCUUCCAUUAAUUUCACCCUAUGAUAGUUGUAUUUAUAAUUUACAAAGAUUAGAAAACCUAUGGCAAGAAGAAUUACAUAGAAAUGGUCCUAAUAAUGCAUCAUUUUCUAUGGUUGUAUGGAAAUUUGUACGCACAAGAGUAUUCGUCAGUUGUGUUCUUUUAUCUUGCUCAGUAAUUUUUGGUUUUAUAAGCCCUGCAAUAUUAAUGAGAAAUAUUUUAGAAUAUAUACAAUCCCCAGAAGGAACCAUUUGGGAUGGAAUAAAGUGGGCAUUAUUAUUAACAUUGUGUGAUUUUUCAAGAACAAUAUUUCUUACAUUGACUUGGAUUGUUAAUUAUAGAACAGCAUUAAGACUGAAAUCAUCUUGUACUGCUUUAUUGUAUAAAAAAAUUAUUGGAUUAAACAAUGUUGGAAGCAUAAAUAUAGGAGAACUAGUGAAUUUAUUUUCCAAUGACAGUCAAAGAUUAUUUGAUGUAAUCUUAUAUGGUCCAAUGAUUGUUAGCAGUCCUAUUAUUAUUAUUUGUAGUAUUAUUUACAUAUUGCAGUUCUUCAGUCCUAUGGCUCUUUUGGGCAUGGUAGCAUUUCUUUUAUUUUACCCUAUACAGUAUCUACUUUCACGUUUAAAUGGUUAUUUACGAAGUAAGGCAGUAAAAAUUACUGAUAUUCGUGUGAAAUUAAUGAAUGAAAUUCUUGAAACUAUAAAGAUGAUCAAAAUGUAUUCAUGGGAGAAUUAUUUUUGCCGAAAACUUCUUAAUAUACGUAAAACAGAGAAAAAUUGGCUACAUAAAAUAGCAUAUUUCCAAAGUCUUAGUGUUUCAUUGACACCUGCUGUGCCUAUUAUCUCUGCUAUUAUUACUUUUUUGGCUCAUGUCUCUGGAGGAUUUAAUUUAACAGCUGCACAGGCUUUUCCUAUCGCAUCUUUAUUUUGGAACCAGCUGAGACUGGUACUUGUUGCACUUAAGGAUUCUACACGAUACAUUAUCAGUGCUCAUAUAGCCCUUAGAAGAUUUCAGGUAUUUCCCUUUGUAUCAUUGCUCAAUGCUCAAAUUCGUACUAGUUUCAUGUUUUUGCAAGUGGCUAUAAUUAAUAUUAUUGCAUCAAAGAUAACUUUCAACAGAUUAAAGAAAAUUAUGUUAUUGGACAAAGGCAAUAUUUGUAUAUCAAGACCUAUUAUGAAAUCACAAUCAAUAGCAAUUGCUAAUGCAACAUUUGUUCUUGAUAAUUCUAAAGAACAAACUAAUCUAUUGAACAAAUCAAAAAACAAAAAAAUAAAAGAUUCAGAUGCCAAUACAACAGAACUUGAAGAACUUAAAUAUUCUGAAGAGAACAUGUAUGUCCAAAUACUUACAAAUAUAACAUUUGGUGCACCUAAAGGCAAAUUAAUUGGAAUUUGUGGCCAAGUAGGCAGUGGAAAAUCUAGUCUUUUGCUUGCAAUAUUGGGUCAAUUACAAAUAAUAAAAGGACAACUUUCAAGAGAAGGCUCUUGUGCAUAUGUCAGUCAACAAGCAUGGAUAAUUAAUUCAACCCUUAAAGAGAAUAUUCUUUUCGGAGAACAGUUUGAUGCUAAACGUUAUUAUCAAGCACUAACAGUAUGUAGUUUAAAGGAUGAUCUAAACAUGUUACCAGGAGGAGAUGAAACUGAAAUUGGUGAAAGAGGUAUAAAUUUAUCAGGAGGCCAAAAACAAAGAGUUGCACUUGCCCGAGCAUUUUAUGCCAAUCGGGAUAUUUAUUGUCUAGAUGAUCCUCUGAGCGCAGUAGAUACACAUGUUGGACAUUAUAUUUUUAAGAAAUUGAUUCUUGAUGCUUUGAAAGAAAAAACUGUUAUUCUUGUUACUCAUCAAAUUCAGUUUUUGGAAUGUUGCGACCAAAUUUAUCUACUUCAAAAUGGAACAAUUUCCGAACACGGGACGCAUAUGGAACUUAUGCAGUUAGAUAGGGAGUAUGCAAUAAUAGUAAAUAAUAUGUUGCAACAAUCUAAACAUAAGUUAAAUGGAGAACAAUAUGGACAAAUAAUAAAUAAGGAUGAAAAUAAUAUUAAUUCUGAACCAAAUAUUGAACUUAUUAAUUCUCAGGAGAAGCAAGAUGAAGAAAAUUCAAAAAAAAUUCAUAGUGGAGGAACAACUUUAACAUUACAAGAUAAAGUUGAAACUGGAUCUGUAAAAAUGCAAACGUAUCAUGCAUAUAUAAAAGCUGCUGGUGGAUAUUUAAUGGCUCUUUUAGUAUUUUGUAUAUUAUUUUCAAAUGUAGGAAGUAUGGCAUUUAGUUCAUGGUGGCUUGUUGUAUGGAUCAAAGCAGGUGGUGGAAAUGCAACUGUUCCUGGUAGCAAUGGUACUCUUUUAUCAGAUAACAUAAUUGACAAUCCAAAUUUCACAUAUUAUCAAAAUAUUUAUGCUACAUGUAUUGGUUUUAUAAUUAUGACAAGCCUUGUCCGAGGUUUAGUAAUAACAUAUGCUACAAUACGUGCUUCAACAAGAGUACAUAAUUCUGUUUUCAAAAAUAUAAUUUCAUCUCCUCUGAAGUUUUUUGAAACCACUCCAAGUGGUAGAAUACAAAAUAUUUUCAGUCGAGAUAUAGAUGAAGUGGACAAUUAUUUACCAUUGGCAGUGGAAUAUAUGAUACAAAAUAUUUUCACUUGUAUAGUUGCUAUUUUCUUUAUAUGUUUUGUUCUUCCUUGGUUUUCUAUACCUUUAAUUAUUCUUGGCACAGUGUUUUUUUUGGUCAGCAAAAUGUUCAGAGUUGCAAUGAGAGAUUUCAAAAGAAUGGAAAGUACUUCACGCUCACCUGUUCUGAGCUUUGUAACAACUACUGUUCAAGGUUUGCAUACUAUUCAUGCUUUCAAAAAAGAAAAGAAUUUUAUAAAGAAGUUUGAAGAAUUAUUGGAUCUCAAUAAUUUAUGCACUUACAUGUGUAAUGCAGCAAUGCGUUGGUCUGCUGUGAGACUGGAUAGUUUAGCAAUUGCUUGUUGUUCUAUCACAGCAUUCUUAAUUAUCUUUUUAAAAGGCAAAAUACCUGCUGCACUUGCUGGUCUUGCCAUGGCAUAUGCUACUCAAAUCUCAGGUGUUUUUCAAUACACUGUCAGGUUAAUGUCAGAGACUGAAGUACGUUUUAUAAGUAUGGAGAGAAUAAAUUAUUACCUUAAGAAUUUAGAAAAGGAAGAUACUCCCAAAGAAUCAUUAAUUAAAUUAGAUGAAAAUUGGCCUAGUUCUGGUAAAAUACAAUUUAAAAAUGUUCAAAUGAAAUAUAGAAAAGAAUUACCACUUGUAUUAAUCAAUAUUUCAUUUACUGUUAAAACUGGAGAAAAACUAGGAAUUGUAGGUAGAACAGGUUCUGGAAAAAGUUCUUUAACAGUAGCCUUAUUUCGACUGGUUGAACUUUGUGGAGGAGUAAUAAAAAUUGAUGGUGUAGAUAUAUCAAAAAUAGAACUACACUUAUUGAGAAGUAAACUUUCUAUUAUACCACAGGAUCCAGUAUUAUUUAGUGGAACAAUACGAUCUAAUUUGGAUCCAUUUAAAAAAUAUACUGACCUUGAAAUUUGGAGUGCUCUUGAGAAAAGUCAACUUAAAGAAAAAGUAAAAUUAAUGAAUGGUCAACUUGAAGCGUUUGUAGAAAGUGGUGGAAAUAAUUUCAGUGUUGGAGAAAAACAACUUCUUUGUUUAACAAGAGCACUUUUACGCAAUAGCAAAAUAUUGAUUUUGGAUGAAGCAACUGCAGCAGUCGAUCCAGAAACCGAAACAGCUAUUCAAGAUACAAUACAAAAUGAAUUUGUAGAAUGUACUGUUUUAACUAUCGCACAUCGUUUACAAACUAUUAUGAAAUAUGACAAAAUUCUUGUCAUGAAAAAUGGAUCUAUUCUCGAAUUCGAUACAACGACUAAUCUUCUCUCGAAUCCAAAUUCUGAAUUUUCUAAAAUGACGGCUGUUAUGAGGAAAACAGUUAAAUAAUCUGCAAUCAAUUCCUUAAUAUUUUAUUCGAAAAAAAAACUAUGAAAAUAAACCAGAAAAAAAAGUUGCAGACAGUACUGCCAUUUCUUUAAAAUUAUUAAUAUAUAAAAAAUAUUUUGUUUAUUAAUUUUAUAUAAUAUUAUAACUUAUAUAAUUUUAUCUCAACUUAUAUUUUACAACUACUAAUCUUUUAAUAAGAGAAUAAUAAUUGUAAUACUCGCCAGAAGUAUUUGAAAUAAUAAUUUUAAUUUCAUAUACAUAAUUAAUAAAAAGUAUAAAAUAAAAGAAA
Molecule: messenger RNA, 5024 nt
Organism: Vespula vulgaris
Lineage: Eukaryota; Metazoa; Arthropoda; Insecta; Hymenoptera; Vespidae
Product: ATP-binding cassette sub-family C member 5-like
Exons: 25
Coding region: 461-4735 (1424 amino acids)
Biological process (GO): transmembrane transport
Cellular component (GO): membrane
Molecular function (GO): ATP binding; ATP hydrolysis activity; ABC-type transporter activity
Source: RefSeq, a predicted model, not a curated record